Messenger RNA from Loxodonta africana (African savanna elephant), 4034 nucleotides. RefSeq names its product tripartite motif-containing protein 43-like. The transcript has 6 exons. Bases 892 to 2655 code for a protein of 587 amino acids. Gene Ontology annotation, biological process: regulation of gene expression; innate immune response; protein ubiquitination. NCBI's taxonomy places the organism in Eukaryota, Metazoa, Chordata, Mammalia, Proboscidea, Elephantidae. Gene Ontology annotation, molecular function: protein binding; ubiquitin protein ligase activity; zinc ion binding. The record is from RefSeq and is a predicted model, not a curated record. Gene Ontology annotation, cellular component: cytoplasm.
UUGGUUUUUUUGGUUAGGAAGACAAAACUGAUCAGUUGCUCACUAAGGUUUCAAACACCUCAUUUUUUUUUUAGUAAAAUACUGUCUUUGUUUUUGGUAAAAAGUGGGGUCGAAGUACAUGCCAUCUGAUAACAUCUUCACGUGAGGCAUAGUGGCUAAGAGCUACGUCUGCUAGCCAAAACGUCAGCGGUUCAAAUCCACCAGGCACUCCUUAGAAACCCUAUAGGGCAGUUCUACUCUGUCCUUUAGGAUCGCUAUGAGUUGAAAUCAACUUGAUGGCAACGCGUUUUUUUUUUUUUUCUCACAUUCUCCAUAUUAACAAUGAACAUUAAACAUCUUUCUAUAUUAAUAUUCUUCUCUAUGUUGUUUUUUAAAUUUUUUAUUAUGUUUUAGGUGAAAGCUUACAUAGCACAUUAAGUUUCCAUUUAACAAUUUUUAUACAAAUUGUUCCAAGACAUGGGUUACGAUAUUCACAGUGUGUCAGCAUUCUCAUUAUUUCCAUUCUGUUUGUUCUGUUUACAUUGAUCUAACUUUCCUGCCCACCCUUUCAUCUUUGCUUUUGGGUAAAUAUUGACCUUUUGCUCACAUAUAGUGGAUUCUUUAAGGGAUUACAUUAAUUAAGAGUUAAAUUGUUUAUUUUAUAAGUCAAUCUAUUAUGGGGCUAAAAGAAGGCCUCCAAGAGUGGCUUCAUUUCCAAGUUCCAAGGGUAUCUUAGGGCAGUAGUUUUGGGGGUUUCUCUAGUCUCUAUUGGUCUAGUAAGUCUUCAAUUUUUUAGGAAUUUGAAUUUCACACAAGUGUAUUUUUAGGUCACAAUCAGGGUAAAAUUUUACUUAGGCCUUUGUCUGUCCAGGGCAGAAUAAUAAACUUUUCUGAUUUUCUUCCUUCAGGAAAAUGGAUCCAGCCUUCCAGAAAGAACUCACCUGCUUCAUCUGCUUGAACUACCUUACAGACCCUGUCACCAUAGGCUGUGGGCACAACUUCUGUAGGCCCUGUCUCUGCCUUUCCUGGGAAGAAGCUGAAACUCCUGCCUGUUGCCCGCUGUGCAGGCAAACAACAGAGCAGACAGCAUUCAAAACCAAUAUUCUUGUGAAGAAUCUGGUGUCCCUUGCCAGACAAGCCAGUCUCUGGCAAUUCCUGAGCUCUGAGGAACAGAUGUGUGGGACUCACAAAGAGACAAAGAAGAUGUUCUGUGAAGAGAGCAAGAACCUGCUCUGUUUGCUCUGCUCUAACUCUCAGGAGCACGAGGCUCACAGACACUGUUCCAUAGAAUGCGCUGUUGAGGAAUACCGGGAGAAGCUCCGAAAGCAAAUGAGAUCUUUAUGGGAAAAUAUUCAAAAGAAUUGGAGAAAUCUGAAUGAGGAGAGCCUAAUUAUCAAGCUGUGGAUAGUAAGUAUGAGGCUGUUUUCUUUGGAACCAAAAUCCGUGUCUUUGCAGUAUUAUGUGUUUCUACUGUCAGAGAUUAUCAGGUCUGAGUAUCAGAAAUUGCAUCCGAAUCUCCUUGAGGAAGAAAAUCAACAUUUAGAGGGACUGAAAAAUGAAGGCAAGAAGAUAUUUCAGCAACUGAAGAAAAGUGAAGCCACAAUGGUUCAAAAGGGGAGGCACCUGAGAGAAAUGUAUGAGGAGCUGAUGAAUAUGUGCCAUAAAUCAGAUGUGGAGUUGCUCCAGGUAAGAACCGAGGACGCACCUGGAAAUCAUUUCCAGGAUCCAUUUGACAUCAGCUAUAAUAUCCCUGGUUCCACAUCUUCUUCUGAACCUGGGCAGACUUUCUGGCAGGUCCCUGUCAAUCCCUCCCUCCUUUCAGUCUCUCCUUUCAUGACAAUUUUGCCAGUUUCUAACCCUCUCUACCCUCCUACCUCCCCUCCAGACCAGAGAUGCCAACACAGUCUCAAGUGUCCCCCUGAUACAAGUAGCUCACUCUUCGUCAACAUCUCUCUCCAACCCAUUGUCCAGUCCCUUCCAUGUCUGAUGAGUUGGCUGACGUCUUUUUUACAUACUGUGAUGGCCCCUUUGGCACCUGAAAGAUUAACUGAUUCUCCGACUUGCAGGAGUGAGUCCGUGCAGCUGGACAUGCCCCAGCCUGUGAACGCAGCGCUCAGUGCUAGGCCCAUCACUGGCCUGAUAGACAGGUUCCGGCAGUUCCGAGUAUUCUCUUUUUCCACAGUGGAAAUUUCCUUCCGUUAUGAAAUAAGCAGUCAGAAUAUCAUGGUGUUUGAUGACGUGAGAAGUCUGAGGCUAAGACGUGACCUUCAAGAGGUGCCUUUUCCUUCUAGAAGAUCUCAGUACUUUGCUGCAUGGGGGGACCAGGCCUUCACCUCUGGAAAACACUACUGGGAGAUAGAUGUGGACGACUCUUGGGACUGGGCUGUAGGAGUCUGUAAGGAUACCUGGUUAAGGAAGAAUGGCUCACUGGUUGAAUCUGAGAACGUAUUUCUUCUUUUAUGUGUGAAGGAUGUUAAUCGUUACAAUCUCUUGACUACUUCCCCAGUGUUUCCUCAGUAUAUAGAGAAACCUCUGGGGCGAGUUGGUGUGUAUAUAGAUUUUGACAGUAGAAGUAUGAGUUUUGUUAAUGUUGCCAAAAGUUCCCUCAUAUGGAGAUACCCAGCCUGCUCCUUCAAUUACCCUCUCAGGCCUUUCUUUUGUACUGGCCACACAUGAUAGUGGUGAAUUCAGGAACCUGGAAACUCCAUAUCUGAGGGAGUCCUUCUCAGUUGAAGCUGAUCAAUAAUAUUUUAUUGUCUUUUAUUUUGUUCUUCUUUAAAGUAACAUUUUGUUGUUAUUAACUAUGAAAAAAAGUUGGAAAUGAAAACUUUCGCUAGUUCAAUUUUUUUUUAAUUAAAAUCAUCUCUUUUGGCACAUUACAUUGCAUAUAUACUGUGAUUAUUCACGUGUUUUAUGAGGUUGCUGGAGUUAGAAGCAUAUAUAACAAAAACUUUGAAAGCUGGAACUUGAGGGGACUGCCUUGUAUUUCAAUCUUUGUUAAGUGGAAAAUUGUUAAAAACUUCUUGGGGGUGGUGUCUGACCUCCUCCAGCCCCACAAGAGGAUAGGGGAACCAAGAUCAACAGCGCAAAGUUGACUCCCAGGAGGCAGAGGCCAGACAAGUCUCUUCUCUCUACCAUCUUUACUAAUUCUGAAACAAACCACCCCUCACACAGCACUCUCUACUUCUCUGCCGGAUGCAAUAAUUCUUUGCAAUGGCCACACAGAACUCAGGCUAUACUCAGGAUUAUAGGGUUUCUUAUAAGGGAAGUAACAAUUACAAUUCAGGCCCUGGAACAUUCAAGAUAAGAGUCUUCCAUCAGGAUAGCCUCUUCCCAGCCGUGCUCACAAGUUUGAUUCUCCUUGGCCCUCAGUCUCUGCCCAAAGACACUCAACUUUGUCUUCAGUGGAUUGGGAAGCUACUGUACCCUCUCCUGCUGCUAGGUCUCUGCUGCUGGGUCUCCCCUGUUGGUUUCUCCUUCCUUGGUGGUGGUGGGUUCCUCUCUGCUCUGGCUCCCUCUUAAGGCAUAACUGACCAAUCCCCUUGGUAGGCCACAAUUAGCCUAUCACACAAUCAACUGAGUGUGAGUUCCCAGAUCAUGGCUAGAAAGGCCAUACACAAAAAUAAUUAAUCACACAGCAAAAAUAUUUGAUUUUUCCUCCUGACAGGUUUACACUUUAUAUGGGUUCCAGCUUUCACAGAUUUUACUGUAUGAGUGUGAUUCCAUCUUAAUGGUGUAAUAGAGGAACACAGAGUGUUUGCAUCAUAAAGAAACCCGGUUAUCUACAAUAUAUGUGUCAGUCUGGAAUAUUCUUCUCCCUCAUCUUGAUCUCUUAAAAUCCUUCUCAAUUCAUCCUUAGGGAAAAACUCUUUACAGGGAAAUAUUCCUGGGUCCUCAGGACCAGGACAGGCCUGUCUUUAUAUAAGUCUUUUAUUUUGUCCUUUCCCUUUUAACCGUAUGCAUUAUGAGAUAAAGGAAGUGUCUCUUGUAUUCACUGCUAUUUCCUACAGGUAACACAAUGCCUAAGAUAUAACAGGCUCUUAACAAAUAUCUGA